Molecule: messenger RNA, 1385 nt
Organism: Durio zibethinus
Lineage: Eukaryota; Viridiplantae; Streptophyta; Magnoliopsida; Malvales; Malvaceae
Product: dof zinc finger protein DOF1.2-like
Biological process (GO): regulation of DNA-templated transcription
Molecular function (GO): DNA-binding transcription factor activity; DNA binding
Source: RefSeq, a predicted model, not a curated record
ACUCUCAAAGCCCCUCCAUUUCUUGGUCCUGACGACUCGGCAACCGCCCACGUUUUUGCACCAUCAACGCCAUAUUUAUACAACUUACAAAUCUUACAAACUCGCUCCUACAUGCCCAUUCCUCUAAACUAGUUCUCUUUCCCAAAAUUCCUUUCCUUCCCUUUACAAUAUUAUCACAAAGCAAAUAACCUUUGGUACAUAUUUCUGCCAUCUUUGGGUGUGUUAUAGCAACAAAAUGUUCGCAGUUAGUGACCAGAUGUUGCAGUACGCUCCUAGGCCAAUAUUGCCCAUUGACAGGAAUUGGAAAUCCAACGUUGAACUUGCUCCGAAUUGUCCACGUUGUGCCUCUGCGAACACUAAAUUCUGUUACUACAACAACUAUAGCUUCUCACAGCCUAGGUACUUCUGCAAAGGUUGCAGAAGGUACUGGACUAAAGGUGGUUCUCUUAGAAAUGUGCCUGUUGGUGGUGGCUGUCGCAAGAGUCGAAGACGCAAGUCUAGCGGGGUCGAGAAAAGUGGUAGUCACCUUUCCAUAAAUUAUAGUAAGAAUUUAAGUAGUUUUGGCAAUAACCAGGAGGAGAUGAUUGGGGUCAGUAGUUCUUCUGAUGGGGACUUAAGGAAUCAACCAGGGCCUGCUAGUGGGUCGGAUAUUGACUUAGCAGUUGUUUUCGCCAAAUUCUUGAAGCAGAGUACAAGUUUUGAUCAGCCUGAUCAGAUUGUAACUCAAGAAUUGCCUAAUGAAGCUAAUGAAGGGAUUGAUGUAUGGAGUUCUUUAGAACAAGAUAACAACAGCCAGAAUGAUUCUUCGAUGGAGUGCCAGAAGCCACUAGUUCAUUCAAUUCCAGAUUCUUAUAUGCUUCAAGAAAUUUCUCAAGUUAAGCAGCAGCUAGAAGAAAAUAAUAGUAUUCAUCAGGGAUUGCUGGAAACUGAUCACAUGAACGCGUUUGGGUUACAAAAUCUGUUAGCUGGUGAAAUGGUGCAGGAUGCUUUGUGGCCUGAUGAUGCUCCAACUAGCCCAAUCUUUGAAUGGCAACCAAUGGCGCAACUGCAACAGUUCGAAUCCUUUUCAUUGGAUGAUGAGCUAAAGAUUUCUGCAAAUUUAAUGGCCGAAAAUUGGAGUUCCUUUGAUCUUCUUGGGUUUGGACUUUUUUCAAAACCUUGAAGUUAAAGAGACUUUUCCAAUUUUAUAUAGUAAUUCAUAUACCAUAUACUUUUGUUCCUUUCUUUAAUCUACUUAAUUAUAAGGUAGCUUUGUUACAUUCCCACAUGAAUUGGCUAGUUUAGCUUUACUAUUAUUUUAACAAAAUAUAAAUAAUUUGUUGCUGGAAACGUGAAAGUUUAUUUACCGUUACUGGGUUGGUUCUAAUUGUAACACAAUCCAUACU